UUCGCCAUCUUGUUGUCGUUGAACGAAGAGAGACGACAGGCGGCGACCGAUUUAACGAAUAAACCACUAAACCUGCGUUAUUUUUCGCCGUCUAGGGCAAGAUCAGUUAGCUAAAUGAGUUCAUGGACUGUCUGGUGAUAAAUGGUUAUGGUCUGGAUAAGGUUGGCGUAGGUUUUCCCGGGUCGCGCAGUGCAAAGAUGGACGACAACGCGGCGAGGGAAGAUGCCUGCCGAGAGUACCAGUCCUCUCUGGAAGACCUGACUUUCAACAGCAAGCCGCACAUCAACAUGCUCACCAUCCUGGCCGAGGAAAACAUCAACUUCGCCAAGGAUAUCGUCGCAAUUAUUGAAGCACAAAUAAGCAAGGCCCCAGCUACCGAGAAGCUUCCAGUUUUGUACUUAGUGGAUUCCAUAGUGAAGAAUGUUGGAGGAGAGUACCUUGCAGUGUUUGCUAAAAACCUAAUCACUUCAUUUAUAUGUGUCUUUGAAAAGGUGGAUGAGAACACUCGAAAGAGUCUGUUCAAGUUGCGAUCAACAUGGGAUGAUGUGUUUCCACCGAAGAAGCUGUAUGCGCUGGACGUCCGGGUCAACUCUCAGGACCCGGCCUGGCCCAUCAAACCGCUUCCACCCACAGUUAACGCCAGUAUCCAUGUCAACCCCAAGUUUCUUAAACAGUCUGAUGAGGCGUCCUCUCCACGGCCUGUUCCUGUCCCGCCCCAGCCGGCCCCAGUUGCUCCCCAGCCAGCCCCAACUGCUCCCCAGUCCAGUUUAACCCAAGAGCAGCUCAUCCGUCAGCAGUUGCUGGCCAAACAGAAGCAACUCCUAGAGCUGCAGCAGAAGAAAAUUGAGCUGGAGCUGGAGCAGACUAAAGCUCAGCUGGCUGGUGGUUUUGUCUUACCACCCCAAACCACAUCUUCAUCCACCACAGCACUCAAAGCUGUCAGCCAGACAGCUCCUAUAGUCCGACCUUGGAAGCCUCCUCCACAGACUCAGCCUGAACCCAAGCAGUCGACCAGAGACCCCCGCUUGAACCGUUCUGGACCCCCAGCUCCUCCACAGGCCAAAGAACGGCCUACUGGGAAAAAAGACAGCCCCCCAGUAACAGGAAGCCCUGUGGUGACACCAGAGAAACGUCUUCCAGAGAAAACUGUGAGGACAGAAAAGGCCCGGGCCCCAAGAAAAGAUGUGUUAGAUGAGAAGGCGAAUUCCAAGUCUCCAUCUCCAAUGCCAAAAGGCGGUCAGAGUAAGAGCAAGUCAGAGACUGAGGGUCAGAAGUUGACUGACAGCACAAAGAAAGACCCGAGGCUGAAGAAACGCGCACAGGAGAAGACCGGUGAGGCAAAAGACGAUGACCAGAAGGAGAAGAAGAGGAGGGAGGAUACUGUGCCACAGCGGUUCAGAGGAAAACUAGUAAAUGGCUCGGUAUCUAAGCACAACAGAGAAGAAUCAGCUGAGAAGGCGGAGUUCAAAUCUGGAGGAAAUGCCCGUACCCAUGCCAGAAAACGUACACGCUCCAGGUCCAGGUCACGCUCACCCACAUCCUCCCCAAAGAGGAAGGACCGGAGGUCACCAAAGAGCCGGGCCAGGAGCAGCUCACUGUCACCAUCGCCUCACAAAGCCGGUAAACCGAGGAGGGUCCGCACAGAUGAGCCACAGCAUGCUAAACCUGGUCGGGAGGACCGAACCACACCUAAAAAGGACCAAUCUGAGAGCAGGAGGUCAAAGAGGCCAGGAGAGGAUCGCCAUUCUGAGUCCAGAGACUCUCAUUCUCCACGGGGCCAUGAUGGAGGAAGCAAAGAACUGAAGGAGGCACCGCAUCGCUGGAGGAGUGGCUGGGAAGAGAACAAACAUCUGAAAUUGACUGAUGAUACUCGCAUGAAGUCUGGAUCUCAGAGGCACAAACCAUACAACACACCGACCCGACCCACCACCCCCCGGACCCCAAAACAUCGCCUCAGUGUGGAUGCUAACCUGCAGAUACCUGAAGUCUUGAACUCUGCAUCCAAGAAGGAUCUUCUCAGGAGGGCCAGUAAACGUCUGGAAAGUGGUGAGAUUUCAGAGGAGGAGUUCCUAAACAUGGCCCAUCAGAUCAAACACUUCUUCCAGUAUCAAGAGGAGAAGCAACAGCAGCGCUCCGAGAGCUGGGAUGAGUCUGCUGACUUGCCCCUCAAGAAAACGCCACUGCUGACCACACCCAGCUCUGCUCCAACUCGCCCCCGAGAAGACAUGGAUGAGGCAGAGCUGACAUACUAUGAACAUAAAUCAAAGCUCAGGAAGACACAGGUGACACAUCGACCAGCUGGAGAGGAGUGGACGGGUGACGAGAGUCCGGAGGACAGUGAGACAGCGGGUGGAAAGCCAGGUAGCGGGCGGAGUGGUGGGCAUCUGGCACCACAUAAAUACAGCCGACCACCACGGGACAGACCAGGUGAGAGGCGGAGCAAAGAGCGUGAUGAGCCUCAGCGCUCUCAGCAUGGUUCUGCCCCCAUGAUUGAGGAGUACAACCACGGAAAAGAGUUCCCUACACUGAAGUCUCUGCCAGGCCUUCGCUUUAGGAGGAGAGCAGACCCCAGAGAGACCAGUGAGAGGGAGUGGAACUCGCCACUGACGGAGCGACAGAGAUUUGAGGAUCGCGACGAUCAGAAAAGCGGCUACGAUGCUCCAAGAAGAUACCCUGCUGAUUCCAGACACCCAGACCCUCGCAGACCAGAGGGUCCACCCCCAUCUGGCACUGUGGUCCACAGGAACUGUCCAAGUCCAGCUCCCGUGGAUGGGCCACGGUUUGAGCGUGAACGUUUGUCGCCACUGCACCAGAAAGACUCUGCAGAGAUGAGUCCAAUCCCGCGAUUUGAAAGUCCUAACAGUGAGCACUCUGAUGAUGGGCCACUCAAUUUGGACCCACCCCUUGUGCCCCACCCCCCUCUUCCAAAGUCCAUCCUUAAGGUGUCAGGCCAUGGCACGCCACUGUCCACCCGACAGCACAGCGACUCCCCAGGUCACACACCACCUCAUGAUGGAGGUCAUGCCUCUUCUCGCUAUGAUGGGCCAAGUCACAUGGGCCCAUCUAGGCCACACCCCCAGGGCUGGUUUGAUGGCCGAUAUGAGGACUCAGCACGGUUUGAUGGGCCUCAUCAUCCAGGCCCAGGCCGGUUUGAAGGUGGACCACCUCAUCAUGAGAGGUUUGAUGGCCCCGCCCCUCAUAUGUCCCAUGGACCAAUGAGAAGCUUUGACGGCCCACCUCAUCCUCAGGGUCCUGUCAGGUUUGAUGGUCCACCAGUACGGUUUGAUGGGCCAAUGCAGCGCUUUGAUGGGCCACGGCGCUUUGACAACAACAUGGCCCCUGGUCCAGGUCCUGGGUCUGGAUCAAUGGGCUUUCAGCAGCGUCCCAUGCGCUUUGAUGGUCCCCCGAACCAGAUGGGUCCAAUGCAUUUUGAUGGGCCGGGCCAGCCAGGGCCCAGGUUUGACAUGCCACACCAGGGCGGACCGCCUCGGUUCGAAGCUCCACAGGGCCAGCAAGGCCCACCACACUUUACUCCACAGCACAACUUGCAGCCGCCAAUGAGGCCCGUUGUUCCCCCCAUGUACGACAACACCAUACCCCCUCAGCAGAACUUCAACAUGGCUCCCCAGCGCUUCCCAGAACCCAUGAACCCACAGUUCCCAUCAGGGCCGAUGGCGUUCCCGGCUCAGGGAGGAAACUUCAUGCAGCCUGCUCCAUUCAACCAGCCAAGUCCAUACUACAACACCACUGGGCCUGGGGUCAACAUGCAGCAGCCGGUGAACAUGAUAGGAAACAUGAACCAGCCCUUCAUACCUCAGAAUACAGUGCCUUUCCCUCAACAGGCUCCUCAAGAGAACCAUUUUGGUCAGGUUGACGUAAAUGACCUUCUGUCCAAACUCAUCUCCAAUGGCAUCAUUAAGCCUUCACAACCUGAAGCUGAUACAACCACCAGCAGCGAAUGCUCGGCUACAGCUCCACCUCCUGCAGCCAUUGAAGAGGAAGAUGAAGAGGAGCCAGAGCAGGAGGUGGAGGAUGAAGAUGUACCAGACCUCACCAGCUUCACCGUUGACAACAUGAAACAGCGUUAUGAGAGCGUGGUGACAAAGCUGUACUCAGGGAAUCAGUGCUGUUUGUGCAGCAUGAGGUUCACAGCAGCUCAGACCGACAUGUAUGCCGACCAUCUGGACUGGCACUUCAGACAGAACCAUGCAGGGAAGGUCGCCAGCAAGAAGGUCACGCACCGGCGCUGGUACUACAGCCUCACGGACUGGAUUGAAUUUGAGGAAAUCGCAGAUCUGGAGGAGCGAGCCAAAAGUCAGUUCUUUGAGAAAGAGAAUGAGGAGGAGGUCCAGAAGAACCAGGCAGCUGCAAAGGAGAAGGAGUUCCAGAGUGUCAGAGCCACCAAGGACCAAGUGGGCGAGUCAUGUGAGAUCUGUCAAGAGCCGUUUGAAACGUACUGGGUCGAGGAGGAGGAGGACUGGUUCCUGAAAAAUGCUAUAAGAGUCGAUGACAAGAACUUUCAUCCUUCCUGUUUUGAGGAUUAUAAGAAUACUUCCUCAUAUCUGGAUGUCACUCCGUCUCCCAACAAGCUGCUCACUGAACAUCCACUGAGCUUUUUAAAGACGGAAGAAGACGACUCAUCCUCCUGUGCUGUUGCUGCCACCGCCGCCUCUGCCUCCAUCAAACAGGAAGUGGAGUGUGAGAGCGGCGAGCUGCUGAACAUAAAACAGGAGGAAGAGCCCGAGGCGGUAGUGGACAGCAGUGUCGCCGCAACGACAGCUGCAGACUGACGCUGAGGUAGCGUCACUUUUUCUUUUUUUGAGGAAAAAGUGUUUUAGCGCAUGGAGGCGGGGCCUCUGUGCGUAAACAUGAAUACAUUUUGGUAUUUGGAUUCUGCCUGAAACCUUCAGGUCCUGAUUUGUCUGAAAUGUUCUGUUUGUUUUGAGUCAAAGCUGUAAAUGAUUUAAUUUAUACAUUAAAGUAUAUUUGGUAUCUCUGGUGUUUAACGCUGGUUUACUCUGACUGCGGACGCCUGUUACUCUGUGCAGAGUUGAUCAAUUAUUGAUUGGUUUAUUGAUUGGUUUAUGGGUAGCUGCAGGUGUGAGUGCAUUAAAGGUAAGCAUCUCCUGGUUGGACGACUCACCUGCUGACUUGGGACGUUUCUGCGGAGCUUUGAAGAAUUUUAUUUGUAAUUCAGCUGAUCGUCAAUAAAAGAAUCUGAAACGUGUUUGUGUGAAUUUUGAGACUCAGUUCUGUUGUUAUUUAGGUUUCACAGCUUCAAAAUAAAGUUCAGUGGGUUUAAA
Molecule: messenger RNA, 5303 nt
Organism: Sphaeramia orbicularis (orbiculate cardinalfish)
Lineage: Eukaryota; Metazoa; Chordata; Actinopteri; Kurtiformes; Apogonidae
Gene: pcf11
Product: PCF11 cleavage and polyadenylation factor subunit
Exons: 17
Coding region: 123-4790 (1555 amino acids)
Biological process (GO): mRNA 3'-end processing; termination of RNA polymerase II transcription
Cellular component (GO): cytoplasm; mRNA cleavage factor complex
Molecular function (GO): RNA polymerase II complex binding; mRNA binding
Source: RefSeq, a predicted model, not a curated record